Molecule: messenger RNA, 1409 nt
Organism: Seriola aureovittata
Lineage: Eukaryota; Metazoa; Chordata; Actinopteri; Carangiformes; Carangidae
Gene: dtwd1
Product: DTW domain containing 1
Exons: 5
Coding region: 303-1214 (303 amino acids)
Biological process (GO): tRNA modification
Cellular component (GO): nucleus
Molecular function (GO): tRNA-uridine aminocarboxypropyltransferase activity
Source: RefSeq, a predicted model, not a curated record
GUAGAAGAAGACGCCCACGUCGUGGAACGUCAUUUUACUAAAUACAGCUAGUCCGUCUUUAUCGGGACUAACCAGUGGACCACGUUGCUUGCAACUCAACUGAGCUACACAAACGUCUGUUUUCCUUUGGUCUCUGUUAUUAUCUAAUUUAAGCCACUGUGAUUUCGUUCGCUUAUACUAGCCGAAGCAACAGAUGUUGAGCAAGCAUGCUAACAGAAGCUAUCUUCACUAGCAUGAGUCGGCUAUGAAUGUACAGCCCGCAUAUACUUCAGGAUUGAUCUGCCAACAUUUAAAGAGCAAGCAUGAGCAGCCUGGAUCAAGACCAGCGUCUCAAUCCUAGUUGCCGUGACAAAACAACAGUCUCAAGUGAUUCAUCAGACACUCGUGAGCUCGCCAAGCAGCCUCUCCAAGGUCUACAAUUGGCAUCACAUGCAGUGCUGGAGAAAGCGCAGCAGAGGGGCAGGUUGAAGUGCUCUAAAUGUGGAGGAUCAAGGAUGUUUUUCUGCUACACAUGCUGCUCAUUAGUGGGUGUCGGCCUGCAAGAAAUCCCCUUAAUCAAGCUUCCUGUGAAGAUAGACAUCAUCAAGCAUCCAAAUGAGACAGAUGGCAAGAGCACUGCAAUCCAUGCCAAGAUCCUCGCACCCAGUGAUGUCACCAUAUACACCUACCCCUGCAUACCUGAGUUUGAAAAGGACAAGGUUGUUUUAGUGUUCCCUGGUCCUGGGGCUGUCUCAGUUCAAGACAUGAUGCAGUGUUUGCUUGACAGGACUGACAGCAGGUCACAUGACUUUGAUGAACCCCGCAUAAAGAGGCUGAAAAGUGAGGAAGUUCAAGGCGCCACACACACUGCCAAGAGCCUGGAGUCAGGGACCCCAGAUGAAUCAAAGGGCACGGAGUCAAGGGUGUAUCCCCUACAGAGGGUGGUCUUCAUUGACAGCACAUGGAACCAGACCAACAAGAUCAGCACAGAUGAGAGGCUGCAAGAUUUACUCCAGGUAGAGCUGAAGAUGAGGAAAACAUGUUUCUGGCGCCAUCAGAAGGGUAAACCUGACACCUACCUAGCUACCAUUGAGGCUAUUUAUUAUUUCCUCAAGGACUUCCAUGAGCAUUGUCUUUCUAGGGAGUACAAUGGAGAAUAUGAUAACCUUCUCUUCUUCUACUCCUACCUGCACUCGGUUGUCAACAAAGCCAAGAUUUCUGCUGGAAAAUGCUGAAGGAUGAAUCCGCUAAAAAGAGACUGUAAAGAACUGGAGCUAAAGAGCAGAUACAUGCAAGCUCCAGUAUAUCUGGUUGUAUUAUGAUUUUUAUUUUGUAAGGGAUACCAUGACAUCUAUUUGUAUAAGAAUAUGCACUAAAACAUUUCUGUUUACAAUUACUAACAUGAAUGAGUUGUGUUUGAUAAAUGAGUA